AUGGAGGUAAUGCAUUGGUUCGUACUGAACAAUUGUGAUGAGAUAAUGGCAUACUUAGUUGAGCAUGAAGAGAUGAUGAAGCGAGAACAUCCAUCACAUUUGUAUGCCACGAAACACCGUGAAUUGUUUUCACAAUGGUUUUUGGAAACUGUGAAUAAGUUGAAAUCAUCGAAUUCCCCCACUUAUAGUGAAGAGUUAUAUAAGUUGGCAUUCGGCUCGAUUCGCGCUGAAUUGUUCUCGGGUUGCCAUGUUAACGGCGUCAAGUUUUUUGGGACUAUACGAGAUGAUAAGUUGUGUACGCAAAACAAUGGUGUCCUUGUCCCAGGUGGAGGCGAAAGUACGGACAUUAAUUUCUAUGGCAAACUCAUAACUGUCUUGCAAUUGCUUUACAAAGACUGA
Molecule: messenger RNA, 399 nt
Organism: Prunus armeniaca (apricot)
Lineage: Eukaryota; Viridiplantae; Streptophyta; Magnoliopsida; Rosales; Rosaceae
Source: the annotation of a GenBank genome assembly